GAAAUGGUCUGUUGCAAUCCCGGCCUUCCCCAUCGUCCAGUUUUGGGACUGUCCUGUUUCUCCUAUGACGAAGGGCACUGCGUGUAUGGUGGAUCGAGGCGCAGUUUAAGAUGCAGUGGCUCCUGUCCUUCCUCCUAUUCCUGCUGUCUGGUCUCAUCGUCCCUGCAAGUACUGCUUGGACCAGUGAAGAGCCCAUCGACCAUCAGUAUGCCCGACUCGGGGCCACCACUGUGGUCUUGCCUUGCCCUGUUCCUGAAGGCGGAUCCCGGGUGGCAUGGAAAACCCAUAUGAGCUCAGAGACCGCUUUGAAUGGGGUGCAACCAGACGGCAGCCUCGUCUUGCAGAAUGCCAGUUUGGCCCAGGAAGGGGAAUACAGCUGCCAAGAUGCCAGCACUGGGCAGACUCUGCGAAGGAUUCGUCUCCGGCUGGGCUAUCCUCCCAAGAAACCAUCGAUCCAUUGCAGGUCCAUCAGCUACCCGGUGGUCAAUUGCUCCUGGACUUUGGAAUCUGACACCCUUCUGCCCACAUCUUUCUUUGCCAGCUACAGGCACGGCUUAAUGGGAGACGUCCAUCAGUGCAAACAGCCCGUGGCAGAGAGCCACAGUUGCAGCUUGGCCGGCUUGCAGAUGUUCUCCACCGAUCCCUACAUGCUCAACGUGACAGCUGUGAAUCCAUUGGGAUCAGCAAGUGAUUACUUUCUAAUCUUCCUGGAUCAGAUCAUCCAGCCAGACCCUCCAGAAAAUGUAAUGGUCUCCCCAGUCCAAGGGAAGAAAAAAACGUUGCUUGUACAAUGGAAGCCUCCUAGUUCCUGGUUAUACCCUGAAUAUUUUCCCCUGCAAUAUAUCAUCCGCUAUUCGAGGGAUGGAUCAAGGUUUAGCAGAACGACCAGGCCUAUCGAGCAGACUUCCUUUACCCUCACCGGGAUCCGUUCUGGCGUAACCUACUACAUCCAAGUAGCCGCGAAAGACUUCCUGGACAAUGGGGAAUACAGUGCCUGGAGUCUUCCCGCCUCUGGGGCAUCCUGGCAGCCGGACUGAGGGCCACGGAGGAUGGAUUUUGUAAUAUUUGAAAGAUGGUAUUUGUAGUACUGAUGCACUGGCUAAUUAGCAUAGGUUUUCUUGUGUUAUAAAUUGGCUUUUUCCAUUGUAUUGCUAAUAAUUCUCCAUAAACCUUAACCUUCAAGAAAAAGCCUGGCUUUCAGAAACCAGGACUGGUAGAUAACCGUUUUGUUUUUAGCUGUUCUCAAGCCUUUGUGAGCAAAGAAAAUAGUCAAGCCCAACCUUGGGAAAUGCUGAGAAUGGAUUCUUACCCAAACCCAUUUUUAUGUUUGCCUAUAGAUAAGACCAUAUAGAGAUAAAUUUUCAUCAUGAUGAUCUCCCGCCUUAUCUUGUCCUUCUGGUU
Messenger RNA from Thamnophis elegans (Western terrestrial garter snake), 1401 nucleotides. It is a transcript of the gene EBI3, whose product is annotated as Epstein-Barr virus induced 3. Gene Ontology annotation, cellular component: external side of plasma membrane; signaling receptor complex; membrane. Gene Ontology annotation, biological process: cytokine-mediated signaling pathway. The transcript is spliced from 7 exons. Bases 111 to 1037 code for a protein of 308 amino acids. NCBI's taxonomy places the organism in Eukaryota, Metazoa, Chordata, Lepidosauria, Squamata, Natricidae. The record is from RefSeq and is a predicted model, not a curated record. Gene Ontology annotation, molecular function: cytokine receptor activity; cytokine binding.